AUGUACCGCAGCUGCGGCGAACCUCCCCUGUCUCUGAUCGAUCACAUCGACGACGAAGCCUACACCACCAGUUGCAUGGCGAGCUGCAUCGAUCAUGAUUAUCUCGACCGAGUAUGGCCCAACAAAGAAACCCAAAGCCGGGCUCGCUGCAAUCCACGUUGUCGGCUCUUGGAACUCCCAGCAGAACUCCGCAUCGCCAUUUACGAAUACGCCUUGGGGGAACCCUUCCAACUCGGCGUCGGAGGCUUCUAUUCCAAACCAAACACCGGCACACCGAAAGUCUUCGGCGGCGAUGCCGUCAACGCGGCUCUCCAACCUUCUUUGACCCGUGUGUCACGACAACUCCGCGAAGAGUCUCUGCCUCUCUUCUACCGGCAGAACCGCGUCAUGCUGGCGAUUCAUUAUCGAAAAGCGCGAGGCGAGGUCGACGAGUUCUUGCACGUGGCGUCGAGGAAUGGCGCCGUGCGAGCCAACCUCUGCAAUGUGACGAUCAAGCAUCGCUUUGGGAUUUUGGACUUCAAGGGCGUUAUUGAUCUCGAUCUGCGGAAUUUCAGAAUCUUGACGGAUCUCUGGUAUAGUUCGAUCCCUCCCAUGAUUGCUAGAGAAGUCGUUCAGAUUGUCGACAAGGCUCGGGGAGAGCAGAGGAAGCGGCCCGAUGAGUUGUUGGUGGUGGAGACGCUGCGUCUUUUGGUCGAGGCUCUGGGUGUUUCGGCGUCGUGA
Molecule: messenger RNA, 720 nt
Organism: Lecanosticta acicola
Lineage: Eukaryota; Fungi; Ascomycota; Dothideomycetes; Mycosphaerellales; Mycosphaerellaceae
Source: the annotation of a GenBank genome assembly